AUGGUCGACCCCAUCCUAUUGCAACGCACUGGUGAUAAGAUCCCUGCUGUAGGUCUCGGCACAUACAAAAUAACCAAUGAUCAAGGCGAGGAGGCUAUCUAUAAUGCCAUCAAAGUUGGCUACAGGCAUAUUGACACAGCAUCUGUAUACGCCAAUGAACAAGGAGUAGGCCGUGGUAUAAAAAAGGCGAUUGAUGAAGGCAUUGUCACUCGGAAGGAUCUUUUUGUUGUUACCAAGUUAUGGAACGCCUUCCAUCGAAAGGAGCAUGUGCGUCCAGCAUUUGACAGGCAACUCAAGGAUCUCGGCUUGGACUACAUUGAUUUGUAUUACAUGCAUUGGCCAUUUGGACAAAAAUACGUAGAUCCAGCCGUCGAAUAUCCAACAGCUUGGAACCAUCCACACACCAAGAAAUUUGAAUGGGAGCAUGUACCUGUGCAAGAAACAUGGCAUGAAAUGGAAAAACUAGUCGAUCAAGGAUUAGUACGCAACCUCGGCAUUGCCAAUUUUAAUGUACAAUUGACACUGGAUUUGCUCACCUAUUGCAAUAUCAAGCCCGAUGUUAUUCAAGUGGAGAUUCAUCCAUAUCUUCAACGCAACAAGUUUAUCGACUGGAUGAAACGUCAAGGCAUUCAAGUUACUGCCUACUCAUCAUUUGGAUCGGCUGCUUUUAAUAUAUUCACCCAAGAGAACAAGCAUCUAACACCGCUACUCGAACACGAGACUAUCAAAGCGAUUGCUGAUAAACAUGGAAAGACAACUUCACAAGUGUUGCUACGCUGGGCCGUUGAACGUGGAUUAGUGGUGAUUCCCAAAAGCGGUAAUGUGGAUCGCAUGAAGACGAAUUUCGACUUGGAUUCAUUUUCGCUUGAUGAUAACGAUCGUAAUGCUAUUGCUGCCAUGAAUGCAAACAUCCGCUUUAAUGACUUGGAGAUCUAUGGUAUCGAUAUCCCUUUGUACGAAUAA
Messenger RNA from Lichtheimia ornata, 963 nucleotides. RefSeq lists its product as uncharacterized. Gene Ontology annotation, molecular function: aldose reductase (NADPH) activity. Lineage: Eukaryota; Fungi; Mucoromycota; Mucoromycetes; Mucorales; Lichtheimiaceae. The record is from RefSeq and is a predicted model, not a curated record. Gene Ontology annotation, cellular component: cytosol. Bases 1 to 963 code for a protein of 320 amino acids. The transcript is spliced from 5 exons.